UGCUUUUUAACAUAGGCUUUUUUUUACGUUAACACACUAACAUAUUUUUUUUACUGAGGAUUCGGUUUGCAAUUAUUUAUGCAUAAAAACACGAAUGAGCGCUCAACAGUUUUAAACAAUCGCUGACGGAGAAAGUUUCCACGGAUACCUGCGACGACAAAAGCCGGCGCGCAAACGUUAGGAAACGUCCCGACGAGUUAACGGUAACACGUGAAGAUGUAAGAAUCGGUAAGAAUCAGAUCGUCGGGGUUUAUUCGUUCCCCCGGGCUGAUUAUCCUGAUUGGCUCCACCCUCGAUUAUUCUGCUCCGGACCGCAGAGCGCGUUCAGCGCAGAGAGGCAGGCGAACACAAACCCCGCUUUUCAGUACCCUCCCGAGAGGAAUUUCAGUCCGUUUCCACGGGAUAAUGUCUUCAAAAGUGUUUUGCUAGGACACGGAGAGUCUGAGCGAGUCUGGGGAGAGCGUGCAGAAACUUCACAAACUGAGUUCACGAAGCGUCUGCGCUCAACUAUGGCGCUCAGAGCCAGAGCUUUAUACGACUUCAUCUCUGAAAACCCCGGCGAGAUCUCGGUGACAGAGAGCGAACUUCUCACUCUGUGCAGCGAAGAGGUGGUCGACGGUUGGUUGGAGGGCACGAACAGCAGAGGCGAGACGGGACUCUUCCCCGCGUCGUACGUGGAGAUCGUCAGGACUGACGCGUCACUGCACGGUAACGGCACAUCCGCCGGUCACGACUAUUACUGCCAAACUAGUCCUCAGGGGAGGGACACCUCGAAUGAAUCGACUCCCACCCAUUCCGCUGCUUACCAGGGGCAACUUCAGCAACAGCGACACAGUUUUCAGACGAGCCAGGGAAGCGACGAGGACUGGGACGAUGACUGGGAUGACGGCGUGACGGCGGAUGAGCACGGGACACCUGAAAAACGCGGGAAUGCUCAGGCGGGAUAUCCCGUUACUAGCUCCUCGGCUUCCCGACGCGGGAGCGCGCAGCAGUCCAAAAGCACGGGCACGGUUGGGAAAAACCUCAAUAGGUUCUCCACCUUCGUGAAGUCGGGCGGCGAGGCGUUCGUUUUGGGCGAAGCUUCGGGUUUGGUCAGAGAUGGAGACAAAAUAUUUGUGGUGAUGGGCCAGUUCGGUCCGGAGUGGCAGGAGAACCCGUAUCCGUUCGCUUGCACCAUCGACGACCCUACAAAGCAGACCAAAUUCAAAGGCAUGAAGAGCUAUAUGUCCUACGGACUCACGCCUAGUCACACGCAAAGCCAGGUGAAUAGAAGAUACAAGCACUUCGACUGGCUCUACGCCCGACUUGUAGAAAAAUUCCCCGUCAUUUCGGUCCCUCACCUGCCUGAGAAACAAGCCACGGGUCGAUUCGAGGAGGAUUUCAUUUCGAAGAGGAGGAAGGGUUUAAUAUGGUGGAUGAAUCACAUGACAAGUCAUCCGAUUCUAUCCAAGUGCGACGUUUUCCAGCAUUUUCUCACCUGCAGCAGCACUGAUGAGAAAGCUUGGAAGCAAGGCAAGCGAAAGGCAGAGAAGGACGAACUGGUCGGCGCUAACUUCUUCCUCACUAUCUGUCCUCCAGCUUCGCCUCUCGACUUGCAAGAGGUGGAGAGCAACGUAGACGCUUUCAAAACGUUCACCAAGAAAAUGGACGAGAACAUCCUGCAGCUCAACGUCACUAUUAACGAAUUCGCCAGAAAGCAGAUCACUGGUUUUAAAAAGGAGUAUCAGAGAGUCGGGCAGGCUUUCAGACUUCUGAGUCAGGCCUUCGAAUUCGACCAGCAAGCAUAUUCGGCGCCGUUAAACAAGGCCAUGGUGCACACCGGGGACGUCUACGAGACCAUCGGGGACUACUUUGCAGAGCAGCCCCGUCAAGAUUUGGAGCCGAUUUCUGAUCUUUUAGCGAUUUACCAGGGCCACCUCGCAAACUUUCCAGACAUUAUCCAUGUCCAGAAAGGAGCCCUCACAAAGGCCAAGGAGAGCCAGAAGCACGGGGAGGAAAAAGACGGCAUCGCCGGCGGAGGCAUCCACGACCGCUGCAACAUCAUCUCCUGCGCUACGCUCGCCGAGAUCCAGCACUUUCAUCGCGUGCGCGUGCGGGACUUCAAGGCACAGAUGCAGCAUUUCUUACAGCAGCAGAUCAGCUUCUUUCAGAAAAUCACAGGCAAGUUGGAGGAAGCCUUGGACAUGUACGACCAGGCCUAGGACGUUACCUUCCCGCGGAGAACUGAAAUAAAACCAAUAAUACUCGUGAAAGUACGGCUUACUUUCUUGCAGUAGUGUUUGGGGUGGCUUUGAGAACGAACAAUGAUGACAGCGUGUGCCAGACAUUGACAAUUGUCCUUAAAAUGUAGAAUACUAUAUAAUCUGAUUAUACGUAACAGACGUAAUUGAUUUGAGUUGAAACCCUUGAAACAUAACCACAGGUUUACAUUUCAGUCGAUAUAAACAAAACAGAUUGCCUACUUCUAACUGUGUGCCUGUACUGAUACGGUUCUGUCAGUCAGCCCCGUGCUGAUGAUAAUUAAAGGCAUUUGUGUCUUCUGAA
Molecule: messenger RNA, 2544 nt
Organism: Puntigrus tetrazona (Sumatra barb)
Lineage: Eukaryota; Metazoa; Chordata; Actinopteri; Cypriniformes; Cyprinidae
Gene: snx18b
Product: sorting nexin 18b
Exons: 2
Coding region: 510-2201 (563 amino acids)
Biological process (GO): plasma membrane tubulation; endocytosis; endosomal transport
Cellular component (GO): cytoplasmic vesicle; plasma membrane
Molecular function (GO): phosphatidylinositol binding; protein binding
Source: RefSeq, a predicted model, not a curated record